AUGUGGCGUAAGAAUGCCAGGCUCUCACUUGCUCCCAUUGUCCGCGUCAGUGUGAAUUUGAAUGGAAGUCUUCUCACUGCCGUAGAUGAUGCUGGCUCGGUGAUUCUGCAGCCGAUGGACGGCACGGCAAGGUGGGAAUGCAGCCUUGCAAAUGUGGAAAGCACUGCCAUUAUGGCUGACAUGCUUUUAUUCACUCUGAAGGGCGAGAGCCAAUGCUUCUUUUGGAAAAAGCAGAGUGGAGACGACACCGUACACGAGGUAUUGCUGCCGCGGGACGCCGCGAUGAAUGCGACGCUGGAGCUUGCAGCUGCCGAGGUUGGGGGCUCCAUAGCUGUGGUUUCAAACUCUGAGGAACGCAAUGUGAUUUACGUCUAUACCGCUUCCGAUUGGAAUUUGACAAACCAGUUUUUCGGUCACUCUGGGCGUAUUGUUCAAGCUUUUUUUGCGGGUGAUUUUCUCUUUAGUGCGGGGGCGGACUGCACUGUGCGGCUUUGGAGUCUGCUGCGGCAUGCGGAGCGGGCAUCGUACACCCACGCCUGCGCCAUAGUUGCGGCGGCGCCGGGCCCCUUAGCGACCCUCUUCUUAGCGGACGAGCAAUCACGGCUGUACCACUUACAUGUAGAGAACAUUGCCUCUGCGGCGCACGCGCGCUUUGUUGCGGAGGCGCUGGAACUGUCCCUGACCAUUCCAACCACGGCGCGGGUCCGAGAGGUCACGUACGCCUCCGACCUGCUUGCCAUGUCCACGGCGGACGGCUCAGUGUGCUUGGUGGACCUGCGCCAGGGCGGGACGGUCAGCAGGCUGUCCGACUACAAGUGCCUUUCGCUUGCCUUCGCCGCCGAGGGGGACGAGGUGCAUGUCGUGACGGGCCACUCGACUGGUGAGGUCGUUUUGCACCUUGUGCGUUUCGCUGAACCGAUGUAA
Messenger RNA from Trypanosoma conorhini, 924 nucleotides. Its product is annotated as WD40 repeat-containing protein. The record is from RefSeq and is a predicted model, not a curated record. The transcript has a single exon. The coding region runs from base 1 to 924 and encodes 307 amino acids. Gene Ontology annotation, molecular function: protein binding. NCBI's taxonomy places the organism in Eukaryota, Euglenozoa, Kinetoplastea, Trypanosomatida, Trypanosomatidae.